UUUCAUUAUUUCAAAUCCUAAUUAAUUUUUCUCUUUCCUUCUCUUUAUUUUUAACCAUCAUAUAUCAAUUCCAUAUAAAUUUCACUUUCUUUUUUUGAUUUUUAAUUUCCUUUAAUUCCUUUUUUAAUUCUCUUACAUUUUUUAACAACGACGACACAAACAAUCUUUUUUACGAUAUCUCAUAUAUAAAUUUGCAAUUUAUUAUUUUUUGUUUUUGUUUUUUUUUUUAAAAAAAAGAACAUUUGUGGAAAUGAAUUCUUUCAUUGCUCUCAUCAUUACUGUUCUCUUAGCAUUCCAGGUCAACGGAAUUUAUGGGGAUAGUGACAUUUACAUGGGAAUUGCAGAAGUUCCACCUUAUAAUGGGUCAUGGUAUUUAUGUAGUAGUUUCAACACUGAUUAUAUGAGCUUUUCAGUAAAAGUUUUGGAUGAUCAGACAACUCCAGUAACAGAAGGACUUCCUGGUAAAGCAGUUCCAGGAGAUCCACCAAUGCCAUUACCAAAAUUUCGACCAGCAUUAAACGUAUUUCAACUUACUUAUAAUGCUUUGAUGACAUAUAUAGGAAAGACAUCAAACUCUUUUACUUAUAUACCAUCAUUAUCAUGUUAUGAAAAACCUGUACAAGCUUGUGAUCAAGAUGUGGGUGAUUUACCCCUAGAAUUUAAAGAGAGUCAAUGUCUUUUAUUAACAAAUCCAACUGCUACCCCUGUCAGAUUUAAUGCAUCAGUCUCUUUUAUUAAGAGUGUAUUUAAUCAAACUUUUACUAGUCCCGAGAUACCUGGUGGAACUUCUAGCAGUCAAGCUGUUAGUUCGGCUAUGAAUUAUAAAUUUAAGUAUGGAAUUGGUAAUUUGAUGGUUACAAUUUUAUUUUCAAGUAUCUUAAUGUCAUGGAAUUAAUCUAGAAAUGUACUUAGAAUGUACAGUUUUUAAAAAUAAUUAUGUAAAAUUUGAAAAGAAAGAAAUUUAAUUUAUUUUAACGCGUUCUUUUGUACAUUUGAUUUAAAAUUUUCUAUACAUAAAAAGGUGUUUUUUAUACAGUGUAUAAUUUUAUUUUAUUUUAUUAAUUAAUUAAUUUAUUUAUUUUUUUUUCUUGUAAAAAAUUUACUUGUGAGCGUUGGGUUUUCUCGUGUUU
Messenger RNA from Rhizophagus irregularis DAOM 181602=DAOM 197198, 1130 nucleotides. RefSeq lists its product as uncharacterized. NCBI's taxonomy places the organism in Eukaryota, Fungi, Glomeromycota, Glomeromycetes, Glomerales, Glomeraceae. The record is from RefSeq and is a predicted model, not a curated record.